Messenger RNA from Tarenaya hassleriana, 1341 nucleotides. RefSeq names its product cytosolic sulfotransferase 11-like. Lineage: Eukaryota; Viridiplantae; Streptophyta; Magnoliopsida; Brassicales; Cleomaceae. Gene Ontology annotation, molecular function: sulfotransferase activity. The record is from RefSeq and is a predicted model, not a curated record. Gene Ontology annotation, cellular component: cytoplasm. The coding region runs from base 153 to 1160 and encodes 335 amino acids. Gene Ontology annotation, biological process: sulfation. The transcript has a single exon.
CAAAACCAUGCCGACAGAUUUGGGUUCAGUGAAUGUGGAAAACGUGAGCAAACAAACAAACAAAAACCUAAAACAUUGUACGUAUUUGUAUAAAAAGAGUCACCUUGUGAUGAGAUUUGCAACAAAAAGGCCGAACAAAACCUAAUUCAGAAAUGGAAGCGGCUUCUCAAGACACUCGAUCCGAUGAUAUUCCAAGUUUCAUGGGAGAAGACAAGGUCAGACAAGAAUGCAAGAGUUUGAUCUCUUCGCUUCCCUCGGACAAAGAUUUCUUGGGGAGGAAUCUCUGCAACUACAAUGGCUUCUGGUUCUACUCCAACACUCUUCAAGCAGUUAUUGAUGUCCAAAACCACUUCCGAACCCUAGACACCGACGUGAUCGUCGCUUCUUUCCCCAAAGCAGGCACCACUUGGCUCAAAGCCCUUACCUUCGCCAUUGUCAACAGAUCUAAAUACCGCUCUAACCCAGAAAACCACCCUCUACUCUCUCAAAACCCUCAUACCCUCGUGCCCUUUCUCGAGAUCGAUCUGUACUCUGAAAACAAAACUCCGGAUCUCGCCAAGGUCCCCUCUCCCGGGCUCUUUGCCACUCACAUGCCGUUUCUUCUGCUCCAAGAAUCCGUGAAGGAAUCUUCUUGCAAGAUCGUGUACGUCUGUAGGAACCUUAAAGAUAAUGUAGUGUCGGCUUGGCAUUUCAGAAGGGGGUAUAUGAUUUCGGAGAUGCAUGGAACAACGCUCAAGCUCAUGAUCGAAUCCUUCUGCAGAGGAGUUCAUUUCUGCGGACCCUUUUGGGACCAUGCACUAAGCUACUGGAAAGAGAGCUCGGAGAAUCCGGACCGAGUGUUCUUCACGAAGUACGAGGACAUGAAAAACGAGCCCCGCGCCCAGAUCAAGAGACUCGCCCGCUUCUUGGGAUGCCCAUUUACGGAAGAGGAAGAGAUGAAUGGAUCGGUGGAUGAGAUCUUGAAUCUGUGUAGUUUGAGGAGUUUGAAGGAUCUGGAGAUUAACAAGACAGGGAAAGCACCCUGCAGUAUAGAUUGCAAGAACUUCUUCCGGAAAGGCGAGGUCGGUGACUGGAAGAAUCAUCUGACCGGAGAAAUGGCGAAGAAGAUGGACGAGAUUGUCGGGAUGAAGUUACAAGGUUCGGGUUUGGUGUUUGAAUGAGAUGGGUUUUGGCCAAUGAAACGACCGAAACUUGUGAGUUGUAAAUUGUAAAAAGGUAUAAUAAAGCAGAGAAAAAGGUGUCGAGACAAAAGAGGAAAAGGAUUGAAUGUUAUUAUCUGGAAUCUUAAAAUUCAUAACAUGGAAAAUUUGUAAAAAAAGAAAAAAGAAAAAGGAAUUUCAA